Molecule: messenger RNA, 408 nt
Organism: Miscanthus lutarioriparius
Lineage: Eukaryota; Viridiplantae; Streptophyta; Magnoliopsida; Poales; Poaceae
Source: the annotation of a GenBank genome assembly
AUGAGGUUGCACAAGCAUGACCACCUCUCCUCCAAAUUGGAGGAGGACACACCUACACCGAAGAGGAGAAGGAAGAAGCAGAAGUCAAAGCUGAGGAUCAUGAAGCCGCCAGAGGCGACAUGGGGCAAUGCCACGCGCCACAAUGGGAGCCCUAGAGACGCCUGUGGUGAAGAACAGCCAGACAGCUAUAGCGAUGCCGGCUAUGGAGGCAAAGGUCUUGCUGGAUGUAGCAGUGGCAGCCACACCUACAACACAUCUACUCCCGCUAGAGGUGAGAGCAACAAAGUUUGUGCCAAGGCAUAUAGUUGCCCUAAGUGUAAGAACACGUUCUUCCCCACACCUAGGCGUUGGGAGGCCACAUUACUCAUCAUCACAGAAUCAUGGAGAAGAAGGGCAAGGCAAAGCUAG